Molecule: messenger RNA, 2323 nt
Organism: Adelges cooleyi (spruce gall adelgid)
Lineage: Eukaryota; Metazoa; Arthropoda; Insecta; Hemiptera; Adelgidae
Product: alpha-tubulin N-acetyltransferase 1-like
Exons: 16
Coding region: 393-2075 (560 amino acids)
Biological process (GO): alpha-tubulin acetylation
Cellular component (GO): microtubule
Molecular function (GO): tubulin N-acetyltransferase activity
Source: RefSeq, a predicted model, not a curated record
CACGUACAGUUAGCAAUCUAGUUUAUUAUAUUUAUCUAUGAUUGCAUAUGUUUGCCCUGACGAGAGCUACCCAACGGCGGAAUGAAAAUGUUGUAUUUAUAUUGUGUUGGUACCUACGCGAAUGUUAUUGCGUGUUCGGCGUAUAGCAAACUCGACAAGUGACAGCUGCACGAAUCGCGAUGAAAGGGAAAUGGGAAUUCAGUGUCAAGGUCACUACUCCGUUGUUUACAGUUUGCACUAUUGCGGUAUGUCAGUUAAUAUAAUAUAAUUGUAUUCACGCGACGACUCUAAGGCUGUACGCAGACUGCCUUUUUUGUUAUUGUGAUAUAUUAACGAAGUAUUUUCCGUUGUACCUAUCUUAAGUAUUUAUUUUCGAAAAACGAGCCAACGACAUGGAGUUUAAUUUUGCUAUAAACGAAAUAGCCACAGAGGAGAUAGUGAAAAUAGAUCCAGAGAUGACCGUCAACGGAUGUUACAAAAACGAAAAUUUAAAAGAGAAAAUGGCGUUGAUUGUCGACGCCAUUGGCCAUGCUUCCGCUGUAUCCCAAGAACUCAAGUCGCCGAUAACUAGUGCCAAACAACUUGCCAACUCGAAUCACACGCUGUACAUGAUGACGGAACACCCGAGUGAAGGAUUAUUUGCCGUUGUGGGAUUCUUGAAAGUUGGAUGGAAACAUUUGUAUCUUUAUGACAAAGUCGGUGGCCGUUCUGAAGCUAUGGUUUGUUGUUUGAUGGAUUUCUAUGUGCACGAAACGAGACAACGUAACGGUUAUGGAAUACGUCUGCUACAGCAUGUGCUGAAGGACACCAAUUUGCAAGCUAAGAAUUUGGCUAUUGACAAGCCAACUGGAAAACUUUUACAGUUUAUGUGGAAACAUUUCCAGCUUUCCAAGUUGGUUAACCAAGGAAACAAUUUUGUUAUUUUUGAAGAAUUUUUUCAACAUUCUACUAACGAUAACAAUUCGACAAAUGGAGAACGCGGCAAAGAACACAAGUCGCAGCCAACGUUUGGACGCCAUGAAGCUCAUAAGCAUCACGAUUCAAUGGGUGAAAUUGUUGCAGGCGAUGACAAGCAUAACAAAUACAAAUAUUGUCACAAUGCUGACAUUGUUGAUAAUCAGUUUAGUGAAGUCAACCCACAUCCCGGGAAUUUAGGUGCUUUUGGAAUAAAUGAAGAUGGAAAUUCAGUGAAAAGAGACUUGGAGAGCAAUCACAGUACUUUUGGCAGUGACAAUUCGUCGAUGAGCGAUUUCUAUAACAAUCGGUCAGUCAACGAAAAGGUUGUAAAAAUUGAUCAUAACUUGCAAGCAAUUGGAAAUCAUCAGAACGAGGAAUUACAGAACUCCAUUGGUUUGAUAAUAGAUGGAAUGGGGAAUGCCUCGGCUGUAGCUCAGGAGUUAAAGGCGCCAGUAACUAGUGCAGAAAAGCUUAUGCACUCAAACCACAUUGUUUACGUGAUGACUGAGCAUCCGGCCGAAGAGUAUUUUGGAGUAGUGGGAUUCUUGAAAAUGGGAUGGAAAAAGUUGUACCUUUAUGACAAGGUCGGUGCUCGAUCAGAAGCAUCGGUGUAUUGUUUAUUGGACUUCUACAUUCGCGAAACUAAGCAACGCAAGGGUCACGGAAAGCGUCUUAUUGAUUUUAUGCUGAAGGACGUCAACUUGACAGCUAAGAAUUUGGCUAUUGACAAACCCACUGAAAAACUAAUGCAGUUUAUGUGGAAACAUUUCAAAUUAUCUAAAUUGGUCAACCAAGGCAACAAUUUUGUCAUCUACGAAGAAUUUUUUGAAAACUCAUCCGCCAAGAACGUAACUAGCAAUGAUCGCGCAUCGGGAUACAAAAAGCAAGCGAUGUUUGGACGACAUGGAGCACAUAAGCAUCACGACACAAUGGGCGAGAUUAUUCAAGGAGACGGGGACGCAGCUACUAUGAAAUACAAAUAUUGCGAUAACGCUGAUAUAGUGGAUCAUCAGUUCAAUGAGAUCAAUCCAUAUCCGGAGAUAAAUAAGGUGUACGACGAAAAUGAAGACGGUAGUUUCGUAAAAAGAGAUGAGUUUCUUCAUAGUAAUUUGUGGUAAACAUUCAGUAUUUUCCUUUUAUCAUAGUACAAAUUAUUAUAUUACUCAAUUUAACAGUUAAAUAACAACGUUUUACUAUUUAUACUAUUUUUAUUGGCUAAUAUAUUGUAUUUUAUUUUACUUUUGUGAUUUUUAAGUGCUUAAUUGUAUCUGUUAAAUUCUAUAAUUUUACAACAAAAAUUUAAUUGUUUUUAUUUAUUUACUACUUUUAAUACCAUUAUAAAUAUCAUUUACUUUAAUAAUGUGUG